Molecule: messenger RNA, 2376 nt
Organism: Drosophila guanche
Lineage: Eukaryota; Metazoa; Arthropoda; Insecta; Diptera; Drosophilidae
Gene: NO66
Product: bifunctional lysine-specific demethylase and histidyl-hydroxylase NO66
Exons: 1
Coding region: 130-2232 (700 amino acids)
Cellular component (GO): nucleolus
Molecular function (GO): histone H3K36 demethylase activity; histone H3K4 demethylase activity
Source: RefSeq, a predicted model, not a curated record
UGCUUGUGCACGUGAGAGCGCGAGAGAGAGAGGCUAAAAUUUAUUUUCGGUGCUAAAAUUUGAACAAGUCAUUGGACGUAACUGGUAUUUGACAAUCGACUGAUUAUAUUGCAUUUUAACAGUGUCAAGAUGUCAGAGAAGAAGAAAAUGGUGUCGGCUUUUGCCGCCUACCGCAGCCCCCCAACCGCAAAGAAUGCACAAAAAGGAGCAAAGAAUGCCGGCAAGAACGUGGCCGCCAAAAACACAAACAGGAACGUGGCUGCCAGAAACGCUAACAGAAACAUGGCCACCCAAAAUGGUGUCAAGCAGAAGGGUCAGGCACAGAAGAACGGCAGCUACAGCGACGCCGCUAACUGCAGUAGCAGCGAGGAUGACAGCUCCGACAGCGGCAGCGAGCACAGCCAUUGCAGCUCCCAUUCGGAUGACUCGCACGAGGAAUACACGCUGAAUAGCCACUCUAGCACAGCCAGCCAGUCCCAAUCCUCACCGGAAGCACUGGUCAAUAAACGCCAGUCACUGAAGCGACGCCUCGAUAAUGAGUUUAAGAGCAAACCCAGUGGCGCCAAGCGCACUUCAUCCACUCCAGAGGGCCCGUCGACAUCGGCUGCCUGGGCCACACUAGCAGAACAGCAGCCAAAGGCUUCCACCAGCGCCAGCAACAAACGCAAGUCGCUGCCAGUUACCACAACACAUGCCAAAUCGUGUCCACUACCGACCAAAAAUAAAAAGGUAUCCCAAGGCCACCCGGCGGAUGCUCCUUCAUGUCCGCUGCUCAGCAAGAAGAAUGCGCUACCAGUCAAGGUGGAACCCGUGGCCAGCAUGCCAUGCAGCAUUAACAUCGGUUCAGUGAAAUCUGAGAACGCCUUGGAGCCACACAAGGAUGACAGCAUUAAAGAGGGAGAGCGGGCACUGGCUACGCUCAUUGCACCGAUGACAAUGGCCGCCUUCUUGAGUGAACACUGGGAGAAGGAGGCGUUCAGAGUGGCCAGCACAAGUACGGACAGAUUCUGCGAUCUAAUAUCAUUCAAUAUGAUCGAUCAGAUGCUGCUGCAGAACCACGUGGAGUACACCACGAACAUCGAUGUAACCAGCUAUGAGGACGGCGUGCGGCAGACCUUAAACCCGGACGGUCGUGCCUUGCCGCCCAGUGUUUGGGCACACUAUCGACGCGGCUGCAGCAUCCGCAUCCUGAAUCCCUCCACCUACCUUGUCGGGCUGCGGCAGUUGUGCAGCAAGCUGCAGGAGUUCUUCCACUGCCUGGUGGGGGCCAAUGUCUAUCUGACGCCACCCGAGAGCCAGGGAUUCGCUCCGCACUACGAUGAUAUUGAAGCCUUUGUGCUCCAGGUGGAGGGCAAGAAGCGCUGGCGCAUCUACCUGCCCACCAAAGAACUGCCCCGCGUAUCGUCGGGAAACCUCAGCCAGGCUGAGCUCGGGGAACCCCUCAUGGACAUCGUACUGAAUCCCGGCGAUGUGCUGUACUUUCCACGCGGCUGGAUCCACCAGGCCGUCACAGAGAAGAACUCGCAUUCGCUCCACAUUACGCUCAGCGCCUACCAGCAGCAGUCGUAUGCCAAUCUGAUGGAGAAACUUAUGCCCCUGGUCCUUGCGGAGAGUGUCGAGCAGAGCUUGAAUCUGCGCAAGGGCCUGCCGCUGAACAUCUGGAAGAAUCUUGGCGUGGCCAAUGAUAGUCUCAAGGGGCAGCAGCGCCAAAAGAUGAUCCAACACAUCCAGAAUCUGGCACAGCGCAUGGUGCCCACCGCCAAUCAGAUCGAUCAAGCCUUGGACCAGUUGGCCAUACGAUUCCAGCACGAGGCCCUGCCGCCCACCAUUGCGCCCGCGGAGAAGAAGCGCACUGUGUUCGGGAUACGGCACACCGCGGACGAAAAUGGCCGCUGCUCGCAUGACUACAAGUUCACAGCGUCGACGGCAGUGCGUCUGCUGCGUGCCAAUAUCGUGCGCCUCACGAUCGACGACGGUGUCCUGCGCUGCUACUACUACACGGACAAUGCCUUGGAGUACUGCAAAUAUGAGCCAAACUUCUUUGAGCUGGAGCACUGCCAGGCCACCACCAUACAGAAACUAAUUCAUGCCUAUCCCGAAUACGUGAAGAUCAAAGAUCUGCAGCCCAAGGAUACACUUCCGAAUGAAUUCGAAGAGCGCUUGGAGUUCGCCGAAGCCCUCUGGGAGCGCGGCAUCCUUAUGGUUGAGAAGCCCUUUAAAAAUCAUCCAUAAGUUGUAUUUGUACUACAACUAAGUAAUUGCCAAAUUCCCUGUUUGGCUCAUCCUUUUGUAAUUCGUGUUCUCCCGCAAAAUUUGCAAUUUGUUUGCGUCCCGAGUGUUAGGACAGCGACAGGGAGCUCGAACAAGAAAAUGUGU